GCCCCGCCCUCACACCGUCCUCCUCGAUCUGCGCGGCUUCCUGCCUCCAUGCCACUCCAGACUGCACCGGCAUGGCACUGACUGCCCACCCCUCCUGCCUCCUGGCCCUGUUGGUGGCAGGCCUAGCCCAAGGCAUCAGAGGCCCCCUUAGGGCCCAGGACCUAGGUCCCCAGCCGCUAGAGCUGAAAGAGGCCUUCAAGUUGUUCCAGAUCCAGUUCAACCGGAGUUACCUGAGCCCAGAAGAGCAUGCUCACCGCCUGGACAUCUUUGCCCACAACCUGGCCCAGGCUCAGAGGCUGCAGGAGGAGGACUUGGGCACAGCUGAGUUUGGGGUGACUCCAUUCAGUGACCUCACAGAGGAGGAGUUUGGCCAGCUCUACGGCUAUCGGAGGGCAGCUGGAGGGGUCCCCAGCAUGGGCAGAGAAAUAAGGUCUGAAGAGCCAGAGGAGUCAGUACCUUUCAGCUGUGACUGGCGGAAGGUGGCCGGCGCCAUCUCACCCAUCAAGGACCAGAAAAACUGCAACUGCUGCUGGGCCAUGGCAGCGGCAGGCAACAUAGAGACCCUGUGGCGCAUCAGUUUCUGGGAUUUUGUGGACGUCUCCGUGCAGGAACUGCUGGACUGUAGCCGCUGUGGGGAUGGCUGCCAAGGUGGCUUCGUCUGGGACGCGUUCAUAACUGUCCUCAACAACAGCGGCCUAGCCAGUGAAAAGGACUACCCGUUCCAGGGCAAAGUCAGAGCCCACAGGUGCCACCCCAAGAAGUACCAGAAGGUGGCCUGGAUCCAGGACUUCAUCAUGCUGCAGAACAACGAGCACAGAAUUGCGCAGUACCUGGCCACUUAUGGCCCCAUCACCGUGACCAUCAACAUGAAGCCCCUUCGGCUAUACCGGAAAGGUGUGAUCAAGGCCACACCCACCACCUGUGACCCCCAGCUUGUGGACCACUCUGUCCUGCUGGUGGGUUUUGGCAGCGUCAAGUCAGAGGAGGGGAUAUGGGCAGAGAGAGUCUCAUCGCAGUCUCAGCCUCAGCCUCCACACCCCACCCCAUACUGGAUCCUGAAGAACUCCUGGGGGGCCCAAUGGGGAGAGAAGGGCUAUUUCCGGCUGCACCGAGGGAGCAAUACCUGUGGCAUCACCAAGUUCCCGCUCACUGCCCGUGUGCAGAAACCGGAUAUGAAGCCCCGAGUCUCCUGCCCUCCCUGAACCCACCUGGCCCCCUCAGCUCUGUCCUGUUAGGCCAACUGCCUCCUUGCCAGCCCCACCCCCAGGUUUUUGCCCAUCCUCCCAAUCUCAAUACAGCCUGAAUAAACCAAGACAAGACCUCUGG
This is a messenger RNA of Pan troglodytes (chimpanzee), 1326 nucleotides long. It is a transcript of the gene CTSW, whose product is annotated as cathepsin W. The record is from RefSeq and is a predicted model, not a curated record. The transcript has 10 exons. Gene Ontology annotation, biological process: proteolysis. Gene Ontology annotation, molecular function: cysteine-type peptidase activity. Bases 72 to 1202 code for a protein of 376 amino acids. Lineage: Eukaryota; Metazoa; Chordata; Mammalia; Primates; Hominidae.